AUGGUGGCUGCAGGGCCCCAAAGCCCAGUGGUGCUUCUCAGCGAAGAUGGACUCCAGUUCCUCUGCCAGCAUUCCCUCGCAGACUUGGGCAAGCUGAAGCUGGCGGAACUGGGUCUGGAGAGCCGUGGCCCGGCGGCGGCGCUGAGCCUGGCGAAGGGGAGGCCAGCAAGCUGGACCCCCAUUGCAAACGCAGCUGCAGGACCCCUGCGUUUUCUUUUCCUGGGCUUCACUUCUGGGGUUCCGGCGGUGGUGCAACUGCGCCUACGCGACAAAGAGGCGCCAAGCUGCUCACUCCUGCGCCUCGUAAUGGAGGAUCGACCAAGGCCUCCCAUAGCGCACGUGGCCGCCUUUGAGGACCCGAGUUCUGAGACGCCUUGCGGGUUCGUCGCCUUCGAUGCGGGCAGCGCUGCCUUCCGCCUCCGUCUUCGCUUCGCGGGCGGGCCCUUGGAGGCACCUUGCGUGGACGUGGACAGGUGCACGUCGGAAGCCCUUCCGAUGGCGGCCAACAGCUCCUGGUCUUUCGGCGACUUCCUCCCGCCCUCCGGAGGCGUCACAGGCCCUUCGUGCGCCGCCUUGGUCCAGCUCGGGGCGAAAUGGACAGUGGACCUUUGGGACUACUGA
Molecule: messenger RNA, 621 nt
Organism: Symbiodinium natans
Lineage: Eukaryota; Dinophyceae; Suessiales; Symbiodiniaceae
Source: the annotation of a GenBank genome assembly